AUGGAAGUCAGCAGCAGUGCCACUCCCACUUCCCCUCGACCUGACCACCAUCUGCCCCGCUCUACAUCCAACGAUACCUUCACGAUCCGCUCGAACGCCACUACCAUCAUGCCUGCCGAUCGCAACCUUCCCGCCCGGCGCUCCGUGCGAUUGUCCCAACAAGGACCGAGACACUAUGGCAUGUUGCAUUGUACUCGUCCAUUUGCGUCUGCUGACGACACCCGUUAG
This is a messenger RNA of Schizophyllum commune H4-8, 228 nucleotides long. RefSeq lists its product as uncharacterized. The transcript has a single exon. Lineage: Eukaryota; Fungi; Basidiomycota; Agaricomycetes; Agaricales; Schizophyllaceae. Bases 1 to 228 code for a protein of 75 amino acids. The record is from RefSeq and is a predicted model, not a curated record.